AUUAUAAACACCCAGAGCGAGGAAGGAAGCCGCUCUCGAUGCUUAAGUAAUCCUCACAGAGCUCGAGGAAAGGGGGGACCUCAGAGCAGAACCGCUGCUGAAGCCGAAGCGGACGCACGCUCUUUAACUCUGAGGGAGUUUGAAGUUUUUAAACUAUAAACGAAGAUUUUUCUUUCCUUCUUUCUCUCCUCGCAACAUCUAACCGAAGAACGUCUUCUGUGCUAUGCUUUUUCAAGGAGAGUAAUUUUUUUACUGCUUACAUAUCUACUUUUUUUUUAGUAUUGUUCCUUUUUUCCGCUUUCUUCUCCAGAUGUUUAGAGAGAAUUGGAGGCUGGCGCAGUACCACAUGAUGAGGUCCAUGGAUCAAGAUGACCCUGGCCUUGCCACUCACAAGGUCCUCAGUCCUGAAUCUGAGCAGGUUUUCCCUUUGGAUGAGCAGUACAGGAUCAAGUCCUGCAACUCCCCUUACUCCAACCUCAACCCCGAAGUUCUCUCAGGGUACGAAAACCAGGAGACCAGAAACUACCUGGACAACACCCGGCCCCCAGGUCUGGCCCUGAGCCCCCGGAUCGAAAUCACCCCGUCCCGAGAGCACUACAGUCAUGGCCGGGACUCUCUGCCGAACCAGCACCUGAACCUCAGCCCGAGACCCACCCUCACUGUGCCCGGCCAUGAGAACCUUGCCUACCGUGAGCCCCAGUGCCUGAGUCCCGCCAGCAGCAACUCCUCCACCAGCUGGCACUCUGAGAGCUACUCGCCCUGGGCAUCCCCCUGCGUUUCCCCCAGUAGCGGUCCAAAUCCAGCAGAUCUCUGCCCCCGCAUGCAGAACGUCCAUACCGGCUCCCCGCGCACCUCCCCGGGUACCUCCCCUCACACUAGCCUUGGAGAAGACGGCGGCCUGGGAGUACGCUCGCCCUCGCCCCGACCGCGCUCCACCUCCCCGCAGGGCAAGCGCACCUACGAAAUGUACCGGAAUCCGGGGCUGAUGCCUGGGCAGCGGUCCCGCAGUCCGUCCCCGCAUAGCGGCCAGGAGAACCCCAACAAGGGAGCUCAUUUCACACACGCCGGCCUUGUUGAGGGCGUGAAUGGAUUUGGCAGCAGUCAGCCAGGCAUGGUGCCCACCAAAAUAGUCAAGACCUCCAACCAACUUUAUGCUUUAAUCCCAGAGAAUCACGGUGACGGGAACUACUGUGAUCAGGACAUUAAAACCAAACCUGCUGCAGAGCCUUUCUAUGUCAUCCCAUCAAUCUGGCCCAAGCCGCUGGUUCCCAACAUCUGCAGCCUCCCAUUGGCUACAGCCCCACCAUUGGAGUGGCCCCUUCCCAGUCGCACAGACCAGUAUGAACUCCACAUUGAGGUGCAGCCCAAGCCGCACCACAGGGCUCACUAUGAAACGGAGGGAAGCAGGGGCGCAGUUAAAGCCCCCACUGGAGGACAUCCAGUGGUACAGUUGCAUGGCUACAGAGGCAAAGAUCCAGUUGGCCUCCAAAUUUUUAUUGGUACCGCAGAUGAGCGCAUCCUGAAGCCUCACGCCUUUUAUCAAGUUCACCGGAUCACCGGCAAGACGGUCACCACCAACAGCUACGAGAGGAUCAUCAACGGCACCAAAGUCCUGGAGAUCCCAUUGGAGCCAAAGAACAACAUGAAAGCCAUAAUCGACUGCGCUGGCAUCCUGAAGCUCAGGAACGCCGACAUCGAGCUGAGGAAAGGCGAGACGGAUGUUGGUCGGAAAAACACUCGGGUCCGACUUGUGUUUCGCGUGCACAUAUUUCAGCCUGGAGGUCAGGACGUCUGUCUGCAAGUGGCCUCGCAUCCCAUCGAGUGUUCUCAGCGUUCUGCACACGAGCUUCCCAUGGUGGAGAAGCAGGACAUGGACAGCUGCUCCGUCCUGGGCGGCCAGCAGAUGAUCCUGACUGGGCAGAACUUCAGCUCCGACUCAAAGGUCAUCUUUCUGGAGAAGAGUCACGAUGGCCAGCAACUCUGGGAAAUGGAAGCAACAGUGGACAAAGACAAGAGCCAACCUAGCAUGCUAUUCGUGGAAGUGCCAUCUUACCAGGAUACAUCCAUAUGCCAACCUGUCAAAGUGAACUUCUAUGUUAUUAACGGAAAACGAAAGCGCAGUCAACCUCAGCAUUUCACCUUCACCCCACUGACAUCUCCUGCCAUAAAGACAGAACCUCUCGAUGAAUAUGAAGCACAAAAUAUGGGCUUUGGUAUUCCUCAGAUCUUGGGCUUAUCGCCUCACUCCUACUACCACAACCCUCGCGGCAUCCUUCACCCAGACAAUGGCCUAAUGUCCAGCAUGGCUUCCUGUCAGCGUUUCAGCCCCAACCUUCCAAACCAAGACGCGCGUUUCCAGCAGCAAAGCCCGGCUAUUGUCUAUUCUCGAGGUGGGAAGAGCCUCAGUAGCAGCCCAGGCUCGUGGCACUCCGGCGGGGUCAUGCCUGACCCCCACCGGUCGGUGCUGGUCCACACAGGUUCACCAGCUCAGUCUGUAGGUCCCAUCAGUUCAGGCCAGCACUCAUCUAUCAUCCAGUUCUCCCCCACCAACCACCACCUGCUCAGGGCUGGAGAUGCGGAGACUCUCCCUCCUCCUCCGCCUGAUAACCAGCAGAUCCUUUUCUGCGAUGACUACCCUGCGCAGGCAGGAUCCCACUCACCUGGACACCCCCAGGCCCAGGCAGCAGUGACCCACCAGCAGCCAUGUCCCACCGUCAUCCAGCAGCAGCAACAGCAGCAGCAACAGCAGCAGCAGCAGCCGCCAUUUGGGCCGAAGGAACCCCAAAAGGUCCCGGGGGCGCCUGGGACACAGCCGAUGGAGGUUACCGAAGAUGAACAGAGGAGAGUGACGGUCAAGGAGGAGAACUUGGACCAGGCCUACCUAGAUGAUGGUGAGUUGAAUGAAAUCAUCAGAAAGGAUCUGACGGGGGUUCAGGCCAGAGUUCAGACAUAGACAACAGAGCGAAGCAGGAAGCAACAGCCUAUUCCUCUUCCUGUGCUACCCACAGACAGACACGCAUCAAUGCAAUCAUCUACUCUCCAGCAAGGUGGCGCUCAUCCCCCUACAAUCUCAUCUUCUGGUCAUUGUUUUCCUUUAAACAUAGAGACCGGAACGUCAGCUCCUGGUUGCUGUGUUUGCUUUGGAUGGUUUCCUGCAAUAAACACUUUGUAAACAGAGGAGCUCAUUUUACCAAUAACAUCUGCCACCAGCAGCACUAGGGAUUACUGAGAAAACACAGGGACGUGCACCUUAUUUUGAUGGAAAUCUUUACAAGUAUAACCUCAGAAACCAUCUAAAGAGAAACGAAUGGAAUAAAGGGAAUAAUUCCUAAAACCCGUUCAUAAAACAACUUUAUCCACUCUGUUCCGGCAAUAAACUCACACCUCUUGCCUUAUAAUAGCAAAGAUCUGGUGUGUAGCAUGCAGCAGUUUCACCAAAAAUGUCUAACAGGUUAUAGCGAAACCAAAAAAUAAAUCACAAAACAAUGUUCUCUUGCGGCUUGUUAUAUUUUUCAGCCUUACUUGCACAAAGUUUGUCUACAAGUUUCUUUUUGUUGCUUUUCCAAAGCGUUCAUGCUCAUCAUCUCAUUUUAAGUGCAGUUUUGUGCUGGUAGACAAACACACACAGCCUUAAACAUAAUCUGUAAAUGAACUAUUGUGACACUGCCUGUUAUGCACUGUUUUCGAACAGAGUGGUUGAUGUUAUGGCUUCUUAUAUCAUUUGAGUCAUGAGAUUAAAUGAAUAUUUUAUGCUUUUUUAAUGCUUGUUUUACAAUGUUACAGUAACUUGUGAUAAUGCAAUGUUACAUAUAUCUCUGCACAUAUCAAGAGCCAAAAGUGCCACAAUCCAAUAAAUAACUUUUAAACAUUAAGGUAUGCAAUCAUUUAAAUAAAAUUGUAAUAACUACAUUAAAUAAAUAAGUAAUGCAUUAAUAAUGGUUUAAAUUUUUGGUAAAAUUUUGUAAUUAUUGAAUAUGUUUUUGUGUCCUGCAUUACAAGUCUGCAACAUUAAUCCAGACAGCAGGUUUUUGCCAUUUGUAAACUCACUUUGAGCCCUAAAUUUUAUGACCUUUUGAAAAAUGACGGCUUAUAAUUUUCUAAAAAAUCUCUACAACAGAAAAUACGUCAAUUUUAGUUACAUAUUUAGGUUUUAAAAUAAAAACUGUUAAAAAAAUGUAUAGAUUUUCUUCUGCAGUAUGUUGAUAUUUGUGGAAAAUUAUGUCAAAUGUAAUGACACAAAGAUCUAAAAGAAUGUUACUGGUGCUUUUAGUGUCAUUCUGUUGUAAAACAUUAAAUGCAAAUAUUCCAUGAAAAACAAAAAUGUAAUUCUGCCAGAAACAUGUCAUUUUAUCUACAUUUUAAACAUAUUUCUUGGAUCUUGGGCUAUCGUGAGUCCAGCUCGGUGGUUUCCACGACUUUGUAAUAAGUCAUCUGAUUGGAUAACCUGGGCAGCAACUCAGCUGCAGACCAAUUGGAUUGUCUGUAGCAAAAUCAUCCUCUAUUGCAACGCAAAACGAGUAAAUAAAAACAAAUUCUAUAUGCUUUCUACUUGUAAUUGAUAUUGAUUUUAAUUAUUUAUACAUUUAAUAACUAUUUUCAUAUAUGCAUUUUUUAUGUAUACAUUUUGCUGACUAUUUAUUUGGUUUCUGGCAUUUUUCAGCCCUUGAUAUUCACAUGCUCUAUACUGGUCUUGUAAUUUUCUUUGUGAAAUAAAAUAAAAAUGGGCGUCUUUCUUUUUUUUUCACAGUAAACUCUGUGGUUGUGUCCACAGUCUAAAGACAAAAAACUGUGUAUAUUGCUCUGUGUAUUUGUUGCUUUUCUUUGCAAUCAUAAUCAUUGUACUAAAAGCUGCCUAUGCAAUGCUUCCUGCUUUCAGUUGUAAAGAGUGUGCGUAUUAUUAUAAUUAUCAUUAUCUGUAAGCAACGGCAUCAUGUUAAGGGGGUAGUGCUGCAAGACUCAGUCGCACAGUAACAGUUUGUUUUUAUGAUAUUUUAUUUUUUGGAACAGGAGAACAGUUUGAGUUAUGUUACUGUCAGAUGUCAGUACAAUGAACACUCCAAAGUGAAAUAGAAGACAUAUUUGAUAUGUUCCAUAUUAUCACAGCAGAAUGUAAUAUUAUUACAUUUAAAAUUUGAUAUUUAACAUUUCUCAUUGAGCCAGUGGAGCACAAAUGUAUUUGACUUUUAAUGAAUGUAAUCUGUAUUAAAUAGUUCCCCCUUUUUUCUGUAAAUAAUAGAUGCAUUUUUAUUAAUGUGUUCAGAGUCUAAAAUAGGAGCUAUGUGCUGUUUUUCUAUCAUUUAACUAUAAUAGAGUUGAGUUAUGAUUAUGUUCUUAAUUCAAUCCAUCCAUAAUAAUUUCUUUUGUUUUUAUCAUUUCACAAUAUCAAAACCUUUACUAACUGAUGGAUUAUUAAUGCUGUACUAUUUUGUUUUUUUUGUUUUUUUUUUGUAGAUGUCUUGAUGUUUAUGUUGAAGUAUGACUUUCCGUGCCUCUUCAAAAACCUCUUCUUAUGGUAUUUUUGUAUUAUUAAAAGAAGCAAUAAAUAAUAACAAUCGUACAUGCUAAUAAGGUGUUUUAAU
Messenger RNA from Poeciliopsis prolifica (blackstripe livebearer), 5579 nucleotides. RefSeq names its product nuclear factor of activated T cells 2a (gene nfatc2a). The transcript is spliced from 10 exons. The record is from RefSeq and is a predicted model, not a curated record. Gene Ontology annotation, molecular function: transcription factor binding; RNA polymerase II cis-regulatory region sequence-specific DNA binding; DNA-binding transcription factor activity, RNA polymerase II-specific. Gene Ontology annotation, cellular component: transcription regulator complex. The coding region runs from base 311 to 2953 and encodes 880 amino acids. NCBI's taxonomy places the organism in Eukaryota, Metazoa, Chordata, Actinopteri, Cyprinodontiformes, Poeciliidae. Gene Ontology annotation, biological process: regulation of transcription by RNA polymerase II; calcineurin-NFAT signaling cascade; cytokine production.